UUCUUAGAUGCUGAGAUGAAUCGUCACCUGUAUGUUUGGCUUUUUAGACAUCCAUAUGUUAAUGGUUUCCCCCAGUGUCACAUCCAUCUCUAUUCUCAUCAAUUUAGACAGAAACGUCUGGACACAAAGCUGUGGGUUUUUAGACAAAACAGAAGUCAUAUUCUCCAUCAUCUGUUAAAGAAAAAUUGGUCGAGGAGAUACUGUCAUAGAGACACCUGAAUACUUUCGUAACACAAAGCACUAUAGAAAUAUAUGGAGGACCUGAAUAAGGAGUACCAAACACUUGAUGAGUGUUUGCAGCGGAUCUCUGUGAAUGAUGGAGGCCGAAAGUCCUUGACCCGAAGACAUGCUGAGUUGGCACCGCUUGCAGCCAUAUACCAAGAAAUACUGGAAGUGCAACAAACAAUUGAAGAAUUAGAAUCAAUGUGUAAAAGUCUAAAUAUACAAGAUGAAAAGCAGUUACAAGCGCUUGCACUGGAAGAAAGGCAAACCAUUGAUGAAAAAAUCAACAUGUUAUACUCUGAGCUUUUCCAGAAUCUAGUACCAAAGGAGAAAUAUGACAAAAAUGAUGUUAUUUUAGAGGUGAUAUCUGGAAGAACUACUGGAGGUGAUAUCUGCCAACAGUUUACCCGAGAAAUAUUUGACAUGUACCAAAACUAUUCAUGUUAUAAACACUGGAAAUUUGAACUUCUGAAUUAUACACCAGCAGAAUAUGGUGGACUACAUCAUGCCGCCACUCGAAUUUCUGGUGACAGUGUCUAUAAGCAUUUGAAGUAUGAAGGUGGGAUUCACCGAGUUCAGCGAAUCCCUGAGGUGGGCCUGUCAUCAAAGAUGCAGCAUAUUCACACAGGGACGAUGUCUGUCAUCAUCCUUCCUCAAUCGGAUGAGGUAGAUGUGAAAGUGGAUCCCAAAGAUUUGCGAAUAUAUACAUUUCGAGCCAAAGGAGCAGAAGGGCAGCAUGUUAAUACAACAGACAGUGCUGUCAGACUUGUGCAUAUCCCCACAGGACUAGUAGUAGAAUGCCAACAAGAACGCUCACAGAUAAAAAAUAAGGAAAUAGCUUUGCGUGUGUUGAGAGCUAGACUCUAUCAGCAGAUUAUUGAGAAAGACAAGUGUCAACAACAAAGUGCUAGAAAACUGCAGGUGGGACCCAGAGCCCAGUCAGGGAGAAUUCGGACAUAUAAUUUCACCCAGCAUAGAGUCACUGAACACAGGAUAUCAUAUGAAGUUCGUGACAUUAAGGAAUUUUUAUGUGGUGAGAAGUGCCUGGAUCAGCUAAUUCAGAGACUCCUUCAAUCAGCAAAUGAAGAAGCCAUCGUUGAAAUUCUAGAUGAAAACCUCAAAUCAGCUAAAUAA
Molecule: messenger RNA, 1356 nt
Organism: Lepus europaeus (European hare)
Lineage: Eukaryota; Metazoa; Chordata; Mammalia; Lagomorpha; Leporidae
Product: peptide chain release factor 1, mitochondrial-like
Exons: 1
Biological process (GO): translational termination
Molecular function (GO): translation release factor activity
Source: RefSeq, a predicted model, not a curated record